GGUUUGGGAGCUGAUAUCACACAUAUCGCCGACCUCCAAAAAGCUUCAACGACAAGUCAACAAGCCCACUGCAACCGGCGCUGUCCGCUCUUUAUAUUUGUAAUUUCAUUAUACCAUUCACUCUAUCGCGAUGGCAUCACGGCUCGUUCUAGUUCUGGGGGACUUAUUCAUUCCUGAUCGCGCACCAGCCAUUCCUCAAAAGUUUCAAAAACUCCUGAGUCCCGGCAAAAUCGGCCAGAUUCUAUGUCUGGGCAACCUGACAGACAAAGAGACAUUCGAAUUCCUGCGCGGCAUUGCCCCAGACCUGCAAAUCGUACGGGGUGACUUUGACGUUGACUCUCCGAACCUGGCUGUCUCAAAGGUCGUCACGCACGGAUCGCUACGGAUUGGAUUUACCCAUGGCCACACGAUCGUUCCGCCGGGCGAUGCGGACAGCUUGUUGAUUGCCGCGCGGCAGAUGGAUGUCGAUGUGCUGCUCUGGGGCGGCACGCAUCGGUUCGAGGCGUAUGAGCUGGAGGGCAAGUUCUUUGUGAACCCUGGUAGUGCGACAGGUGCGCUGAGCACAGGAUGGUGGGCCGACGGAGAGGAGCCCACGCCUAGCUUUUGUCUCAUGGAUGUCCAAGGAAACGUCCUCGUUCUCUACGUAUAUCAACUCCGCAAAGACGCCAACGGCGUGGAAAACGUCGCCGUCGAAAAAGUUUCUUUUAGAAAGAAUAGUAAUGGGUCGUCAUAACUUUUUGCAUCAAACCAUUUCUGUUUAGCCGCCUAGUCCAGCUCCCUCCCUUCUUCCUCCUUUUUAGUCGUUAUCUCGGUCCGUCCAACCAUUUCCCCCCUCUUUCGUCUAGCAUCAUAUCAGACUUGUUCACUUGCUCAAUUUUCAAUUUUCAAUUCUCUAUAAAAGAGAUCCUAUAUCCUGUUAAACCUACCUAUACUUAUCCGAUUCCCUUCUUCGCACCACUCUACCGCAUCUUACUUUUUUCUCCUUAGAUCCCUCCGCGCUUCUCAAGAUCACAUCCGAUAGCUCUGAUACUUCCUCGCAUUUCCAUGUCUUUAGUAUUUACCCCCCGAACAAUCAAUCCUUUGUGGUCUCACAAUGUAAAUCUACCACUGCGCCCAAGAAAAGACAAGUU
Xylona heveae TC161 is the source of this 1130-nucleotide messenger RNA. RefSeq names its product retrograde transporter. The record is from RefSeq and is a predicted model, not a curated record. Gene Ontology annotation, cellular component: retromer complex; endosome. Gene Ontology annotation, biological process: retrograde transport, endosome to Golgi; intracellular protein transport. The transcript has 4 exons. Bases 131 to 733 code for a protein of 200 amino acids. NCBI's taxonomy places the organism in Eukaryota, Fungi, Ascomycota, Xylonomycetes, Xylonales, Xylonaceae.